AUGGUCUUUGCCAUGAAUUUUACAAACAAGGUGCUUGGAAUGACUAAAGAAGGCGGUUCAGCUACUAACAUUAUUCCAGGUCUUCAUGUUAUCGCCACAGCUCGUGAUCUAUCAGUCUUGAAAGAACUAGCCGCACUGGGGAUGAGCACCGUCCAACUUGACGUGACAGAUCCCAUCAGCAUCAAAAAUUGCCACAAAAUUGUUGCUGGGUUAACCGGAGGACGACUUGACAUUCUCGUCAAUAAUGCUGGUCGUACACACACGCAUCCUGCUCUAGAUCUGGAUAUUCAAGACGUACGGACAACAUUCGAGACUAAUGUCUUUGGUGUAAUGGCAAUGGUGGCUGCAUUCUCGGAUCUCUUGAUUGAAGCCCAAGGCUUGAUUAUCAACGUUGCCUCUUUGUCAGCUCUUGUCCCAUAUGCCUUUGGAAGUGCUUACUGUGCUAGCAAAGGUGCCAUUGUUAGUUACAGUCGCACUUUGCGUCAAGAGCUACGCCCUCUUGGCGUAAGAGUGAUGGUUUGCAUGGUCGGCACGGUGAAGUCCAAUAUUCACAAUAGGGCGCACAGAUCUCUGCCUGCGAACUCGGUUUAUCAACCUAUCAAUGACGUUUUUCAGAGGCGUCUAACGUUCGUCAACAACAACAGUCCAUAUGAUACCGAUUCAUUCUCAAAAGAACUCGUGGCGAAUUCUUUGAAGAGUGAAUGGCCGUGGUUUGUCCGGAGCUGGGUGGGGAGACCGGACUGGUUCUAUUAUGGUGGAUUGGCAUGGUUGUUGUGGUGGGGAUCGACAUUGUUUGGUGAAUGGGUGGUGGACUAUGUUUGUUGGAGAAUGUUUGAAUUGUGGAAGUUGAAGAGUUUGAGAUCGCGAGUUGAGGAAAUUGAUGAGCAAACGCCUUCCAAGGUGGAGUGA
Messenger RNA from Penicillium odoratum, 909 nucleotides. Its product is annotated as short-chain dehydrogenase. Gene Ontology annotation, molecular function: triacylglycerol lipase activity; acylglycerone-phosphate reductase (NADP+) activity. Bases 1 to 909 code for a protein of 302 amino acids. The transcript has 2 exons. The record is from RefSeq and is a predicted model, not a curated record. Lineage: Eukaryota; Fungi; Ascomycota; Eurotiomycetes; Eurotiales; Aspergillaceae. Gene Ontology annotation, biological process: phosphatidic acid biosynthetic process; triglyceride catabolic process. Gene Ontology annotation, cellular component: lipid droplet; endoplasmic reticulum.